AUGUCUCCUUCGUCUCUCCCAGUCAUCAUCGUCACUGGCGCAUCUCGCGGCAUCGGGCUCAGCACAGUACAAUACCUUCUCAACUCUUCAGCCCUCUCCAGUCCUUCGGUGCCAAAGUGCAACGUAGUGACCCUCUCCCGCUCUCUUCCCGAAGGACUUUCCAGUCUGCAAAAGAAUCACAAAGACCAGCUGGAGUGCGUUCAGGGAGAUGUACUCGACGAGAGUGUCCACGAUAGGCUGGUCAGGACGGCCGUCGACAAGUGGGGAAGGUUGGACGGACUGAUCCUCAAUGCUGGAGUCAUCGAGUUCGGCACCGUAGCAGGCGGAAAGCCUUCGUCCUUUGCCAACCAGAUUGCCAUCAACCUCUCUUCUCUCUUCACCACUCUCCACUAUGCCCUGCCACCGCUCCGCUCCUCGCCUACCGGCCUCGGACGAGUAGUCUUUGUCUCUUCCGGUGCGGCUAUGGGCAACUACGCAGCUUGGGGGCCUUACAAUGCCUCCAAAGCUGGGCUGAACGCCCUGGCUCGCACAGUGGCCAAUGAGGAGAAGGGCAAAGUGGCUGUCUUUUCUAUCCGACCCGGUGUGGUGGAUACGGAGAUGCAGGCGCAGAUCCGCGACCACGGCACCAGCAUGGGUAUGGACGAUGCUGCUGUCGAGAAGUUCACAAGCAUGCAUGCCAAGGGAGAGUUGGUCAAGGCAGAGGAUCCAAGCCAUGUCCUUGCUGCACUCGUAACAAAGGGAGGGCUGGAUGAGCCUAAGACGAAGGAAGGAAAGGGUAUUGGCAGGGAAGGCGCCUUUGUCAGCUGGGACGAAGAUGUGCUCAAAGAGUACAGAAGAGCCUAG
Messenger RNA from Microstroma glucosiphilum, 843 nucleotides. RefSeq names its product NAD(P)-binding protein. NCBI's taxonomy places the organism in Eukaryota, Fungi, Basidiomycota, Exobasidiomycetes, Microstromatales, Microstromataceae. The transcript is spliced from 2 exons. Gene Ontology annotation, cellular component: intracellular anatomical structure. The record is from RefSeq and is a predicted model, not a curated record. Bases 1 to 843 code for a protein of 280 amino acids. Gene Ontology annotation, molecular function: oxidoreductase activity, acting on NAD(P)H, oxygen as acceptor.